Molecule: messenger RNA, 3180 nt
Organism: Spea bombifrons (plains spadefoot toad)
Lineage: Eukaryota; Metazoa; Chordata; Amphibia; Anura; Pelobatidae
Gene: GIN1
Product: gypsy retrotransposon integrase 1
Exons: 1
Coding region: 1-3180 (1059 amino acids)
Biological process (GO): DNA integration
Molecular function (GO): nucleic acid binding
Source: RefSeq, a predicted model, not a curated record
AUGGAGGAAGCAGGAAUCAUCCAAGAAUCAAGAAGCCCAUAUGCAUCACGUAUAGUAGUGGUCAGAAAGAAAAAUGGGUCAGUACGUCUUUGUAUUGAUUACCGUACACUGAACAAGAGAACUAUUCCUGAUCAAUAUACCUUGCCAAGAAUAGAAGAUCUUUUGAAUGCCUUGAAUGGCAGCCGGUGGUUCAGUGUCUUAGACCUACGCUCUGGAUACUAUCAGGUUCCUAUGAAGGUGGAGGAUCAAGAAAAAACAGCUUUUAUUUGCCCUUUAGGAUUCUUCCAAUUUACUCGCAUGCCUCAAGGCGUUACCGGAGCUCCUGCAACUUUUCAGCGAUUGAUGGAGAAAACUCUAGGAGAUAUGAGCCCUAGGGAAUGUCUAGUUUAUCUGGACGAUAUAAUUGUGUUUGGAAGAACCCCUGAAGAGCAUGAGAAACGACUAUUAAAAGUAUUGGAUCGUCUACAAAGAGAAGGCCUGAAGUUGUCUCUUGAUAAGUGUAAAUUUGCCCAGACUUCUGUGACAUAUGUUGGGCACAUUGUAUCAGCAGAUGGUGUUGCCACAGACCCAGCCAAAGUAGAAGCUGUUGUCAACUGGCCUAGGCCCAACAACAUUGAAGAAUUGCGUUCCUUUUUGGGAUUUUGUGGCUACUACCGCCGUUUUGUAGAAGGCUAUUCAAAGAUAGCCCGAAGCCUCCAUGACCUCCUGAAAGGGGACUCUAGGAAGGGAGCGCAAAGGACUGCUCACUCCAAGGAACCUAUCGGAGUGAAAUGGACUCCGGAUUGUGAAGAGGCUUUCCAACUGCUCAAGAGAAAGAUGACUGAAGCACCUGUAUUAGCUUAUGCUGAUCACAAUAUGUCAUAUAUUCUCCAUGUAGAUGCAAGUUUUGAAGGACUAGGAGGGGUUCUCCAUCAGGCGUACCCUGAAGGCCUAAGGCCAGUAGCAUAUAUUAGUCGGAGUCUUACUGGAAGUGAAAAGAACUACCCAGUACACAAGUUGGAGUUUCUUGCUCUGAAAUGGGCUAUUGUGGACAAAUUGCAUGACUAUUUGUAUGGUGCCCAGUUUGAAGUGAGGACAGACAAUAACCCUCUCACCUACAUCUUAACCACAGCUAAGUUGGAUGCCACAGGACACCGGUGGCUAGCAGCCCUAUCUAACUAUGAUUUCUCUUUAAAAUACAAGCCAGGUCCUAAAAAUGUGGGAGCAGAUGCUCUAUCUAGGAGGCCUGGAUUACCUGUUACCAAAGAAGAUGAGGAGUGGGUUGAGAUUCCAGGCCCAGGAGUCAGAGCCCUAUGUCAGACCUCUAUUGUGGAAGAUGGAUGGGUCAAUUUUUCUGAGUUAAGAUGUAUUGAUUCUCUUAGUUACACACCCAAGGCAAUUCCUGAAGCCAUGUGCCUUCCAAUUACUAUCCCUGAAUGGUCUGUUAUCAGCUUAGAUGAGAAAAAACAAGCUCAAGCUCAAGACCCAGUAAUCGGCCAUCUCAUAAAAGCUGUGGAAAAGCAGGAUCUCAAGUAUGUAAAGAAAUUGCCUGUCGAACUACAAACCCAUUUUAAAAGGGAGUGGAGUCGAUUCUGUAUUGAGAAUGGAAUCCUAUUCAGAGUCAUACAAUACCAUGAUCACCCUGGUCGAAAACAGUUGGUUCUUCCCCAAAAGUUCAGAGGAAUGGUGCUCAGAUCCCUACAUGACCUCCAUGGCCAUUUAGGAAUUGAUAAGACUUUCGGCCUAAUCCAGGAUCGAUUCUACUGGCCUUACAUGAGAGAGUCUGUGGAGAUGUAUUGCCGAAGGUGUAGAAGAUGCAUCCAGCGGAAGACUUUGCCUACUCGUGCUGCCCCCAUGGGUCACCUAACAAGUUCUGGCCCUAUGGACUUAGUAUGUAUGGACUUCCUAUGCAUCGAACCUGACUCUACUGGUAAGAGCAACGUGUUAGUGAUUACAGAUCAUUUUACUCGAUAUGCUCAAGCUUACCCCACCAAGGAUCAGAAGGCAGCCACCGUCGCUAAAGUGUUAUGGCAGAAAUUCUUUACCCAUUAUGGUUUUCCUAAACGAUUGCAUUCAGACCAAGGUCGAGAUUUUGAAAGCCGAAUAAUUAAAGAAACGCUGAGAUUGUUACAGAUUGAGAAAAGUAGAACGACUCCAUAUCACCCUGAAGGAGAUGCUCUUCCAGAGAGAUUCAAUCGAACUCUAUUGGACAUGCUGGGCACUCUCAAGGAUGUGGAGAAGAGGAAUUGGAGUCAACAUGUAGAAACUCUCGUCCACGCUUAUAAUUGUACCAGACAUGAAUCCACUGGGUUUUCUCCUUACUUUCUGAUGUUUGGCCGGGAGGCAAGGUUGCCCAUUGAUAUCCGUUUAGGAGUGUCUUCUGAUGGUAUGAGCCAUACUUCUCAUAAUCAAUAUGUUAGGAAUCUGAAAGAGAGUUUACAGAGGGCCUAUGAGUUGGCUGAGCGAGCUACCGACAAGAUUAAUGAAAAUAACAAGCGGAGAUAUGACUUCAAAGUACGUUACAAAGACAUCCAACCUGGAGAUAAAGUACUCUUGAGAAACCUGGGAGUUCCAGGGAAACAUAAAUUAGCAGAUCGCUGGAGAAAUACCCUCUUUGAGGUUAUUUCCAAAGUUCCCGGAAUUCCUGUGUAUCGAAUCAAAGGGCCUGAGGGUAGGAUCAAAGCUUGGCAUAGAAAUCACCUAUUACCUAUUGCCUUCUCUGAUGAAAAUUCUAGUUCUGAGGAAGACACUGGUGAAGCCAAUACAAAUUCUAGCAUACAGCCUCUUUCAGAAACUGACUCAGACAACCCUGGAGAAGGUCCCAGUGGGACAUCGCAAACUACUGAUAAAAAAGAAGCUACUGCUUCCAGCCCUGAAAGAGAUUGGUGGACAGUGCCAGAAACACAGUCGGUGCCUCCUACCUCUACUCCCUCUCCUUCUUCCUCCUCAUCCGGAUUGAAUGCUGAGAGUCCCAACUUUGUUCCCCAUCCACCAGUCAGGGACUCUAACUCUAUGGAAGGAUCUGGGCAACCACAGAGCAACCUGGGGAGAUGCAGAAGAAAUAGGAGACCCCCAAGAUUCUUGACCUAUGAUACCAUUGGGCAACCCACCUAUUCUCAGGACCCCCACACUUGCACUAAAUUAAUCAAUGUAUUGCAUGUUUUGACUGAAAUAAUGAAUGAUAGAACUUCCUUGUAUUAG